Rhizopus microsporus ATCC 52813 is the source of this 1356-nucleotide messenger RNA. RefSeq lists its product as uncharacterized. The coding region runs from base 18 to 1232 and encodes 404 amino acids. The record is from RefSeq and is a predicted model, not a curated record. The transcript has 3 exons. Lineage: Eukaryota; Fungi; Mucoromycota; Mucoromycetes; Mucorales; Rhizopodaceae. Gene Ontology annotation, molecular function: zinc ion binding; nucleic acid binding.
GUCUUUCCACUAGCAUAAUGUUACACGGACAGACAAUCAAUCAUAACUCGCCAUCACCGCCUUCGACAAGACAUGAGUCGCCUGCAUCUAUCAGGCCAACAAUAUCAGCUGAACUAGACUUCCGAGAAGCUAACCUUACCGUAUUUGAGAAUGCAGAAGCAAAAACAGCUGUUAGAGAUCGCAAUCAGGACCAACUCUGGGUACAAUCAAAUGAAAUGAAUAGUGCAGCCUUCGACCUAAAACAGCUUUCUGUUCUGCCUGCAGAUUUCUAUGAAGCUCUCGUCAAUCAAUAUCCCUCCGCUAUUGAGGCAGUUCCAGUGCGUCAGGAAGCCAUUAAUGGAGUCAUCAUUGCUUUUGAUUCCGCAGAAUCUCGCAUAACCGCUUGCAAUAUUGGUAUAGCAGUUGGGAGUUUCACCGUAAUCGGCACACCUACGUUACUUCCUACUAGUUCCAUUUACCAAGUUUCGCUUGAAAAGCUACCUUUGAUGAGGUCAGACAGUUUAACUCCACUUCUGACUGAGACGUUCUCUCGCUACGGCACAGUUCUCCAUGCUGGUUUAUAUCGCGAUCCGGUUAGUCGUCUUUUCUUCGGUAAAGGAAGUAUGGCACCUCAUUGUUUUAACUGCCAUAAGCCUGGCUACACGAGAGGCAACUGUCCUCGCCUCUCUCAGCAAUGUGUUAAGACUUGUUACAGCUGUGGGGAUCCAGGCCAUUUGAUUAGGGAGUGUCCCAAACGUAACACGGCCACUGUAGGCGAGAAACGCACCUGCUACGAUGAUUCUUUGCCUACCAUACCCACGUCGUCUUCAUCAUUGAAUUUAGGCUCUUCAUCCGCUCAGAACUCCUCAUCAUCAACACCCAUUGUAUUUGCUGUAUCUAGAUCUGUGUACCAAUCUGGCAUUGAGUCUUCUAUGACAGCCAACAUCCAGAAAAAUAUUGUACGAACUGGGUCAAAGGCAUCCACCACUAUCAUUACUGCAGUUAUUCCUGAGGAGGAUGACGAUGCCUACGACACAGAUUAUGUUCCUUCCGAUGGUCAAUCAGAAUCUGAUGAGUCUGAGCACGAUUCUGAUGUUAUGUCAAUAGAUUCACAAGAGAGACAAGAUAUCGAAGACGAUGCGCAUCUUCUACAGAGUAACUCCACUCCGGGCGCAGUCCCACAGUCAGAUGGGGAAGCGGCUCAUUCAUCAUCCACACAUCGAUUAUGGGAGAUACCACACGUGUCUCUAUAACUUCGCUUAAUUGUCGAGGUCUUAAAAAAAUUCUCCAAGAGGGAAAUUAUUUGCCCGUUAUACUCGUUCCUUAGAAAUCGACAUCAUAGCCUUACAAGAAACUCAUGCCGACUUCUUCGGCCUU